AUGAAGGUUGUAUUGUCCCCAACGAGCACGGCAUCUGUCACUCCUCAACCACACAUCACACGAAAAAAGUCCAUUUCUAAGGAAACACUCAACUAUUGCUCAUCAUGCCCUCAAUUUUCCACAUCCCUGAACACAACUACCUCACGAAAACGGGUGAAAUUACUUGAUGAUACUUCGGCGAGUGCAACUUCCACAACGACGACAGCAACCAACACUUCUCCAUUCCAUGAGGAAGAGGAAUUUGAAUUGUUGGAAAACGCUUGUUGUUGCUGUUUGCCACAAUCGUGCCAUCAUCAAGAACCAACCUCGCUUCACAACUCUCCCAAUUUUGCCAAGUAUUCUGACAGCAUUGAUUCGUCACCCUCAAUCAUUGCUGCCACUUCACAAAAUUUGACAUGUGUUGUCAGUCCGACCACUUGUAAUGAUCCAGCACUUUAUGACACUCAAUUUCCUCCAACCAUUGAAACAAGCCCUUCUUCUCUCAAAACUAGUGCAUCUCGUGUGAACCUGUCUCCCCUCAAUAUGAUGUACUCAUCUGAAGAAGAAUUCUGCUCGAGAAUGAUCGAUCAGCAUCAUCCUGAAUUGUUGCAUUCCAUCAAGAAGGAAUACAAUGCUCUUGUGAUGGAUGAAAUGGUUUCGAGUGGUUCCGUUGCCAGCAUGAUGGACGAAGAAUCCUUUGAAAGUAAUUUAUUCAGUGCUAUUGAGAGAUUGGAAAAGAAAUUGGAAAAGAUUGAAAAAUUGGAACAAUUGACCACACAAAAACCCAUUCGAUACACCAACCUCAAACGUAAAUUUAUUAGCAUGUUUGAAUUGGGAUUGAGUUUGAGACCUUGUCACAGUAGUCCUUCCCUAUCCGUACACACGCCCACUAUGACAGCCUUGUCUUCACCCUUAGGAGUGGGAUAUUCGAACCAAGGUUGCAUAACACCCGGGGAAACGACCUUGUCCUCUGAACUCACUUCACAUUUGGCAAGUCCAGUCGAAUCCAUCAAAGAUAAACAUCGACGAAAGGUACAAUCAUAUUUGACCCAAUACCCUGACAAGUUUGGAGCUUUUUUGACUCGAAAGGCCCUCAAAUACUACUACAAAUUGAAUCAACAAGCAAGAUAUUUGAUACCACAAACUAAGGAUGCCCAUUUCGAUGCGACAAAAAUCACAGGGCAAUUAUGGUUGGGCGACAUUGACGAUGCAUUCAACGAUCAGGGAUUGAAAGAGCACAACAUUUCACACAUUGUGACAUGCGUCAAGUCAUUGGAACCCAUCUAUCCAGAGAAAGGUUAUCAAUACUUGAAUCUACACUUGUAUGACGAAGAAGACCAGAACAUUGUGGAAAUGUUUGGUGUUUCCUUCGAUUUUAUUGAUAAUGCCAUCAAAUCCGGUCACAAUGUGUUAGUACAUUGCAUGAAAGGAAAAUCUCGCUCGGCCUCCAUUCUCAUUGCCUAUUUGAUGAAAAAGAAUUCUUGGACCUUUGAAUAUGCUUUGAAUUUUGUCAAGUCGAAGAGAACCAUUGUUCAACCCAACGCUGGAUUUGAGAGACAGCUGUUACAAUUGGAGGAUGAAAUUUUCGAAAAUGCCAAUUGCACUCCAACCAUGGAGAAUGGAGUUUUUUCUGCAAUGGUAACCUCACAUUAA
Messenger RNA from Naegleria lovaniensis, 1632 nucleotides. RefSeq lists its product as uncharacterized. The coding region runs from base 1 to 1632 and encodes 543 amino acids. Gene Ontology annotation, biological process: negative regulation of MAPK cascade; protein dephosphorylation. The record is from RefSeq and is a predicted model, not a curated record. Gene Ontology annotation, molecular function: MAP kinase tyrosine/serine/threonine phosphatase activity; protein tyrosine/threonine phosphatase activity. NCBI's taxonomy places the organism in Eukaryota, Heterolobosea, Eutetramitea, Acrasida, Naegleriidae. The transcript has a single exon. Gene Ontology annotation, cellular component: cytoplasm.